AUGAAUACUAACGGAACAGCUAAUUUGUCCACUUCCGGGACACCCUUCACUGCCCAAAUGCCGCUGCAGUGGAAUACCUUUGCGAUCAUUAUGCUGAUCACCGCCGCUACUACCGCGAUCUUGAACAUGCUGGUGCUCGUAACGUUCUUCCGAGGAACCGCUUUCCACACCCCGUUCAACAUUUAUUUGGUUAAUCUGAUGGCAGCCAACCUCUUGCACAUUUUACUGGUUAAACCAUUCGACCUGAUCUCUACAGUAGCGCGCGGAUGGAAUUUGUCAUUUUCCACGUGCACCUACUACCUGUGGGCCUCAUACAUCGUCGACUCAGGAAUGUACCAUGCGACCGCGCUGAUUGCCAUUAAUCGCAUCUGGGCGGUGACCUUUCCCGUCAGUUACAAAUACCGGCACACGAGAGUAGCAGCUGGGUGCAUAUGUUUGGGCAGCUGGGUGUACGUCCAUACUCUCCAGCUACCAGAGAUUAUUCGCGAUGCACUAUGUGAUGAAACAAGUGGGAAAAACAUCACAGUCAUCAGUGGAAUUCGGAGCAAGAACCCCGCACGACCAGAUAAUGCUCUCGGCAGUAAAGUUCUGGCGCCCCAUAAGAAGCGAUCCAGUGGCUACAUUAUUUACACGGCAUUAACCAUUACGGCGUUUGUCUGCUGGACACCCAAUCUUGUCUUUUUUAAAAUGAACUUAUUAUCGGGACACUAUGAUGAGACCGUUUACGAAAUCACGGCCAUUAUGUUUAUGUUACAAGCCGCCCUUGAUCCUCUUUUCUUCGUCUUCAGCUUGAAGGAUAUCCGCUUCUACCUGAAGGCAGCUUUGUGCUGCACAUGCUUAUGA
Molecule: messenger RNA, 843 nt
Organism: Paramacrobiotus metropolitanus
Lineage: Eukaryota; Metazoa; Tardigrada; Eutardigrada; Parachela; Macrobiotidae
Product: 5-hydroxytryptamine receptor 1D-like
Exons: 2
Coding region: 1-843 (280 amino acids)
Biological process (GO): G protein-coupled receptor signaling pathway
Cellular component (GO): membrane
Molecular function (GO): G protein-coupled receptor activity
Source: RefSeq, a predicted model, not a curated record